This is a messenger RNA of Helobdella robusta, 4446 nucleotides long. RefSeq lists its product as hypothetical. NCBI's taxonomy places the organism in Eukaryota, Metazoa, Annelida, Clitellata, Rhynchobdellida, Glossiphoniidae. Gene Ontology annotation, cellular component: nucleoplasm; chromatin. Gene Ontology annotation, biological process: positive regulation of DNA-templated transcription. The record is from RefSeq and is a predicted model, not a curated record. The transcript has 6 exons. The coding region runs from base 1 to 3789 and encodes 1262 amino acids. Gene Ontology annotation, molecular function: ubiquitin-protein transferase activity; zinc ion binding.
AUGCCUGCUCAGCCGCAACCGCCAAUGAUAACAACCACACCGACAAAAACUACAGCAACGGACGACAACACCACCAGCAACACCACCACAACCAGUUCUUCGAAACCAUCACCCGCGCCCCACAACAAACUUGGCACACCAACUUCGGUGCGAUCUCGGCCGCCAAAACUAGCAGACACGAUACAAGGCGAGUUUCUCGUCUGCCGAAUUUGCAACGAAUCCUACAAAAAACCAAAAUGUCUUUCAUGCCUGCAUACGUUUUGUCUACUCUGUCUUGAGAAACAAUUUGAAGAGAGUGAUUUUUUUGCUUAUAAAAAGUUCAGUAGCAGCUCUGAUUAUAGGGAUAUCGUCUGCCCGCUCUGUCGCAAGCGUACAACUAUUCCCGCCGGCGGCAUUAAAAAACUUCCAGAUAACUUUCUUCUCGAAGGAAUUUCUGACGUCAUCAUCCGACAAAGACCGCCAAAGAUAUUCUACUGCGAUGUCUGCAGACAACUAAAUCGUAAUAGUACAAUCGAAAUUACUACAAGCUCUUCAAAUAUAAGUAGCGGCACUAGUAGUAGCAGCAGUAGCAGCAGUAGUACUUCAACAACAGCCACAAGAGAAGCGUCAACAACACAGUUGAAUGAAGCGACGACAAAAUGUCUGGAUUGUAAGAAGUUGUUGUGUCCUGAUUGUGUCAAGAUUCACAGGCAGACUAAAGUUACCAACACGCAUUCGCUCUUCAAUGUUGACAUUGAGAAAGAUGUCGAAUGCUUGGUGCACUCUGAGGAAACCGUGCGAUACUACUGCGACACCUGCCACAGUUGCAUCUGCAUCAUGUGCCUCUUCAACGAGCACAACGACCACGACAUCAUGCACAUACACGAGGCUGCUAACAAGUAUUUCGAACAAGUUCGAGAGAUGUCGCAAAGGUGUGAAAGAAAGUUGGAAAAAUCAGAAAAAGACCUGGAGCAACUGGAAAGAUGUGAGAACACAAUCAACCACACUGAGCAGAAGAUUCGAGACAAGAUGAACGAGUUUGUGUCACAGUUGAAAGAACAAGAAUGCAAACUGUUGGAGGAUAUUAAAAAUUUGUAUGGCGCUGAGUGCUUCAAAGCCAUUCAAAAUAAAAAAGAAUUUAUUGUACAUAUCGAGAACAUGAGAAGUGCCUGCCGACUGACUAACGUCGUCCUUUCUGGUGGACACGUUGAAUUCCUACUCCUCAAAAAAACCAUCGAAGAUCAACUGAAGAAUUUCGUGAAAUUGAAAAAGAUAGAAAAUAAGAAACCUGACAUGAACAGUGAUGAUAGCGAAGACGAUGAUAGCAAUGAUGACGACAGUGAUGAUGAUUAUAACCUUAAAGAUAAAAACAAGGACGGCAAGAAUCAUUUCAUUCAGCCUCCUAAUGUUCAAAAGGUUAUAGAGUUUCGACCCGGCUCCCUUAAUUUCGGUUUCAUUUUUGACUUUGACAACCCGACUAACGACAAUAGCAGCAUCAGUAGCCUUCAAUCUCAAAAUAUCACCAGCUGUCCAAACGUCAACAGCACCAAAAACGUCAAGAAUAUCUCGAACGUUGCAACGAAGACGCUGAGCAGUUUUGAAGAAAAAAAGAAAUUACUUGCCGGCACUCACAAAAUCAAAUCGAAAACUUCGAACGCAACUUCAGAUGAAAAAUCUACAACUGUCAACGAAAGCACCAAUGACAAUAUCAAAUCUGCCAAAACGUCGUCACUAGCAACUAAAAAAGUCUCCAGUAGUAACAAAACUACUUCAAAAAGCAAGCAAGAACGUAAAUCAACUUCGUCGUCAUCAUCAAUGGCAGCACCGACUUCAUCGACAUCCGUGGAAACGCAAACAGAUCCCAUGUCCCUGGACGCCCUCAUACUUGCCUACAAAUCCGAACGCAAGUACUCGCCAACCAGAGAUGCAUUCCUCGUUUCCAACAAAAUUCAACAACUGCUCUCAGACGAAUUAACAGCAAUGUCCUCAUCGCCACCAUCAACAUCACCAUAUUCACUCAGCAGCAUGCAUUCGACCAUGCUCUCAACAGCUGCAGCUGUUUCAUCCGCAGCGGCAGCAGCCGAUGCCGCCGCCGCUGCAGCUACGAGAACAAAAGCUGAAUUGAUGAAACUGUCGUCGUCAGCAGCUGCAAAAACAAAAGCUGAUUUGAUGGCCUUCUCAGCCUCCUUAAAAAUGCCAGCAAAAGUAACGUCUGCGUCACUAUCAACGUCAACAUCAGCACCUUCCUCAUCACCUUCCUCAUCAUCUUCAUCAUCAUCUUCUUCUUCAUCAUCAUCUUCAUCAUCAUCCUCAUCUUCGUCAUCUUCCAUAUCUUUGACGUCAUCAUCUUCAUUGCCAUCAUCUACAACAACACCAUCGAAUGAGGUUAAAGUAUCGGCCAAACAAACGGUUACAAACAAAGCAGAUGACAACCCUAUCAAAACUGUCAGUGGUAAAAAUUUUUUGAAAAACAUCAAAAACAAACAUUCUUCCCUGGAGAGCAGUUCAAGUGACGAAAACUCCAACGACGAAACAACUAGUAAUAAUAAUUCUAAUCAAAGUCACACUUGUAGUGCUGACAACAAAACUGGAUCGAUUGCACCGACCACCAACACUUCUUCCACGGUGAUUAAUUCCAAUCCAAAAACGGCAACUUUAUCACCGACGGUUCAAGCAGUUACCACAGUAGCCACAACAAUAUCUGUGGCAGCAACAGCAAUAGCGGCAGCACCAGUAGCAACUACAUCAACUACUGCUGUUUCUAAAAGUCCGAAUCCAUCAAGAAAAAAUCCAGAAGCGCAUGUAUCAAUUGUCCCAUCUCCUAAAUUUAACAAACCUACGUCAUCAACACUGCCAACAAUUUUGCUGCCAGCAACAAAAUCAGCAGAAGCAGCAACAGCAGCUACAACUGCUGCUACCACAACCGCCACAACACCGACGACACAAAACAAAGCAAGUAUUCAAAACGUUAAGGGCAUGCCAUCACCAACUUCUCCAACAACCUCUACAAAAAUAAUUGCAACCGUUGCGCCUACAAUUAACAGUGCAGCCGCUGCAAAAUCAACGACAUCAACAACAACAUCAUCCUUGUCACCAACAACAACAUCCACAUCAACGUCUACAACAGCCACAGCAGAUGCUAGCAGCAGCAGUGAAACAAAGCAAAAAACACCAUCACCGUCGUCCUCCUCCUCAUCAAAAACAGCAGCAACCACAACCGCCACAGCCACAACAACUUCAACAUCAUCAACAACGAAUUCAACGCCACCAGCUUCCACACCACCACCAUCGGCACCUCUCACGAGGGAGGAAAGCAUUGUACUGUUGAGGAAGAAAGCUAGAGAAAAAACUCACAAACAUUUCACCCAUUUAUCCGACUCUCCACUUUUCAAGUUCACCGACAACAAGUAUGGCUCGGUUAGCAACAACAACAACAACAACAACAACGCUACUAAUACUAACACCGGAAGUAGCAGUAGUGGUAGUAAUCGUAACAGUGCUUACGGCAGCAGCAGUAAUAGUAGUGUUGGAGCUGGUAGUGGUAGUAGUAAUAGUCUGGUUGGUUCGAGUAACAAUUUAAACAGUGAUUCGAUCAACAUUUACAACCCGUCUUCCUAUCUGUACUACCACCCAUCAUCAUCAUCGACAUCAUCUACGUCAUCAUCUACGUCAUCACCGUAUUAUCGCCCACCUGAAUCUUCAUCGUCAGCCACGAUUCCCUACUACACUUCACCGUCGUCAUCCUCCUCUUCAUCACGAAAUUAUCGAGGAUCUGAUGGCUACAAGUACUCAUCGCAUAAGUAUUACUAAGACUACUGCAUAGGUACAACAAUCUGUUCUACCGCGUCAGAGUAUAGUUUACUUGGUUAUAGUCACUUUACUAGUAAUUAAUGACGGAAUCAUAGAAAUUCGAUGUAAUCACAAAUGUAAAUUCAAUUCGGCAGUAACCAUGAGUGAAGUUUGAACGGCGAUGGCGAUGAUUGGUUUAAUUAUAGUAAUUACAGCUAGCAAGAGUUUGUUAGCCUAACUUAGUGGCUUUGUAUGAUAGUUUAUUUUCAUAUAUUUUUUAUGAUAUAGCUCAUAAUUUCAUGUUUUUACUGGAAAAAAAUUUCUAAAAAUAAUUAAAAAAAAAAGAAACACAUGAUAUGAUUUAUAUCUUAUAUCAGUACACUAGAUUAUGUUUGUUUCUCAGUGGUUCGAGCUUGCUAUAAUUGAUUAAUUAACAAAUUGAAUACUGCAUACAAUUUUUUGUGCAUGUUUCAAAAAAAUGUUUGUGUGUUUGUAAGAGUGUGUGUGCGUGAGUGUGUGCAUGUGUUGCCGUGGACCUGCGUGUGUUUGUAUGUGCGAGUAAAUGUCUUUGUAUAGGAGAUAUUUUUGUAUAAAAAAUGGCUUAGUAUUGUUGAAUUUUGUAGUUUCUGUAAAUUUUAAUUUAAAACUUUAUGGCAUUUGCUAUAAAAAUUCUAGAAA